This is a messenger RNA of Metschnikowia bicuspidata var. bicuspidata NRRL YB-4993, 1553 nucleotides long. RefSeq names its product leucine carboxy methyltransferase. Bases 419 to 1492 code for a protein of 357 amino acids. The transcript has a single exon. Gene Ontology annotation, biological process: C-terminal protein methylation. The record is from RefSeq and is a predicted model, not a curated record. Gene Ontology annotation, molecular function: protein C-terminal leucine carboxyl O-methyltransferase activity. Lineage: Eukaryota; Fungi; Ascomycota; Pichiomycetes; Serinales; Metschnikowiaceae.
CUCAAUAGAGACCUUGUGUGCAUGAACAUACAAGCGAGACCGAGCAGUAUCGCGAACCUGAAAGGUGGGGCGAGCCGGCAACUUGCAACCAAACCACGCCAAGGCACCAGGCAGAACACGGAAAAUCAAUUAUGAACAACACCCAAAAAAAAUAAAAAAUGAAAAAUAAAGAAAAACAGGGUUCGGCCAGCCACACAAACCAAAAAAAGGCACAUGAAACGAAGCCCCAGCAGUGAUCACUCGGACAAACUAGAGCGCUGCGGGAAACCCGAAAGAUAAACUCCGUCCGAGCCCUGGCCCCGCGCAACCCUCAAAACCUUCUUUUACCGUCUCUCAGCGGACCCUCGAAAAUCCUCAGCUAGCUACCACUUUUCUUUCUGCGCGCGCAGGCAAAAAAAAAAAAAAUAAGAACAGAACAAUGGCAACCCGCGCAGCCAAGGAUACAGUGGUGAGGGCCACGGACCUCGACGCGCUCAGCUGCAGGCACUCGGCCAACACCAAAGGCUAUUUCUUGCCUGCCGACCCCCAUGUUGCUCUGCUCGUGGGCGCCUACGAAUCUGCCCUCCAGCACUGCGACGGGUACACGCAGCUUGCCGCGGGGCGCACGCUCCGGUCGUCGUUUGGGGCCCCCAAGCUCCCGUUGAUCAACCGAGGCACGUACCUCCGCACGGCGGCCAUCGACCUUGUAGUUUCUCUGUUUAUAGCCGAGCACGGCGCGUGCCAGGUGGUGUCGUUGGGCGCCGGCUCGGACACCAGGGGCUUCCGGGUCUUGCAGCAGCACCCCGGCGUGUCGUACACGGAAAUCGACUUUGCCGAGUCCACGCGCAUCAAGAAGCUAGCCAUCAGCAGGCUGCCGGCGCUCCGGCGGCUCGUGGGCGCCGAGGACUUGGCCGCAAUCGACGUCAACUCGCGAGCAGACUUGGCGGCCAUGGACCCGCACUUGCACGGCGCCAACUACCACUUGGUGGCGCUCGAUCUCCGCGACCUUGCGGCCCGCGGCACAGACGCCUUGGCUUUCUUGGACUCGGCCCUGCCCACCUUGGUUGUGUGCGAGUGUGUCUUGUGCUACUUGCCGCCAAAGGCCACCGUGGAUGUGCUCGCGUUCUGGAAGCAGAGCCUUCGCCACGUGGCCGUGGUGGUCUACGACCCCAUGGGUCUCGGGGAUGCGUUUGGCGCCAUGAUGGCACAGAACCUAGGCCGCAGGGGCUUGGACAUGCUCUCGUUCUCCAUGUACCCGGACUUGCCUGCGCGCAAGAAGCUCUUUGAGGAGACGCUUGGUUUCCAGGCCCACCUCACGGACUCGGCGCUGAUUGGGGGGUACAGCGGGAGCCCGGGGCCCUGGCUCGGUGCCCAGGAGGCUGCCCGCGUGGGGCGGCUUGAGAUGAUCGACGAGGUCGAGGAAAUCGCGCUUUUGUUGCGCCACUAUUGCCUCAUUUACGCCGAGGCCGGCUUGCUGCUGCGCUUCGCCGCUCAGCUCCCGUGGCUUACGUGACGUGGGUCCUAUGUAGUAGCGUUGUACUACAUCGUGCUAGCUGGCGCUAUUUGCUGGCUGG